GACACUCCAUAGUUACGAAGACCAAAUUCCUCUCAUGUAAAUAGUCGUAGUCGUAUAUAAGCAAUUUCCUAAAACAUUUGUAAGAUGGACAAUUUAGGUACACCUUCAAGUGAUAUAAAACCCAUAAAUGAAAAUACUGUUCAUAAAAUUUGUUCGGGACAGGUAGUUUUGAACUUGGCUGUAGCAGUUAAGGAAUUAGUGGAAAAUUCACUGGAUGCAGGAGCUACCAAAAUUGAUAUUAGAUGCAAGAAUUAUGGUAUGGAUAGCAUUGAAGUUUCGGACAAUGGUUCAGGAGUUAAUGAAGAUAAUUUUGCAGCAUUGACCUUAAAAUAUCAUACAUCAAAAUUGAGUGAUUACUCAGACUUGCUUGGAGUAUCAAGUUUUGGUUUUAGAGGUGAAGCUCUUAGUUCACUUUGUGCUUUGGCAAAUCUGACUGUAACUACCAGGCAUAAAAAUUCCAAUUAUGCAACUAAAAUAGAAUACGAUCUUAAAGGUAACAUUGUAAAGACAACACCAUGUUCUAGGCAAAUUGGAACAACCGUUACUUGUACAAAUCUGUUUCAUUCCUUGCCAGUGAGACAAAAGGAAUUUCAUAACAAUGUAAAAAGAGAAUUCAACAAAAUGACGCAUUUACUAUAUGCAUACUGUUUAAUUUCAAUAGGUGUUAAAAUUACGUGUACGAAUCAGACAUCUUCCAAUACAAAAUCUGUAGUAGUUGAAACGCAUGGCUCCUCGUAUAAAGACAAUAUAGCCAGUAUAUUUGGUCUUAAACAACUACAGACAAUAAUCGAAAUAAAACCCGAAUACACUCAAAAUAUAAAAGAUAAUAUUUUUAAAGGUCUAUCUAGUGAAGUAGCUCAUGACCAACAAAGUUUUGUCAUCGAAGAUGUGGAUAUUAACCUAUCAGAAGAUUCCAACGACAACGAGUCUGAAGCUAUUACAAAAGAUGAAAUUAAAUCACAAGGAUAUAAAAACAUUGUUAAACCGUUUGAAUUUAUAGGUUUUGUAUCUUCGUGUGAACAUGGGCGUGGUAGAUCUAGUACAGACAGACAGUUCUUCUUCGUAAAUAACAGGCCUUGUGAACCAAUUAAAAUAACUAAACUCAUAAAUGAAGUUUACAGACAAUAUAAUCCAAACCAAUAUCCUUUUGUUUUUCUGAAUGUUAAUGUUGAAAGAUCGUCUGUAGACAUAAAUUUAACGCCGGAUAAAAGAAAAUUAUUUUUAACCAAAGAAAUAAAUAUAUUGGACGUUUUAAAAGUUUCUUUACUUAAGUUAUUUGAAAGUAUACCGCGGACAUUGAAAGUAGACUCCUCCCAAGAUGUUUCUAUUUCGAAAGAUCAUAAACCAGAAUUAGAUCAACCGAGAAUUUUCACCUCUUUCCUGCAACAAUUCGAUAAAAAAUCAAAGCUUUGUGAUCCUAUUUCAAAAAGGGAAGAUUUAAAUAAAGUUGAUUUAAAAAGAAAAUCUACAGCAAUUACUGACUACAUUACUAUGAAAAGUAAAAGACUAGAACAACCCUGUUCAAGUAUUAAUGAAUCAAAAUUGAUAUCCAGUGAUAUUAAUACCAAUGAAUUGCUUGAUUCAGAAGAGAUCCCUCAAGUCCCUAUGAAAUCUGAGGGGCGCAGUGAUGACAAAAAUGUUACAGAAUUAAUACCUCGACCAACAAAUAUAGAAACGCCGAUAAUUAUAUCUGACCAAAUUAAAUCUGAAGAAACUGAAAACACAGAGGAAAAAGAGAUUAUAUAUUUAGACUAUUGCAACGAAAUGCCAAAUACACAGAUAAAACAGUUAUCAGAACAAGUUGUAGAGCAAACUUAUACCAUUAACUGCAAAACAAAAACAAAACCUAAGAUACAUUUACCACCGGGAUCUAAAAAAACCUCCGAAAGCUACAAUAAAGUUUUAACGGUGACAGACAAAGAAGACUUAGGUAAGAACCACAGGAGAUCAGUAAUUUUAAAAACUUCUUUGCAGCAUGUCCAGGCUUUAACAGAAAUUUAUAAUAGAAAUAAAGAAAAGAUAUUACCUACGAAAGUGAAAUUUAAAAGCGCCAUUAAUCCAGUAUUCAAUAAAAAAUGUGAAGAAGAAUUGACACGAGAAAUAUCUAAGGAUUCAUUUAAGAAGAUGCAUAUUGUGGGGCAAUUUAAUUUGGGUUUCAUAAUAACACAACUAGAAGAUGAUCUUUUUGUAAUAGACCAACAUGCUACUGAUGAGAUUUAUAAUUUUGAAACCUUACAGCGUACAACAGAACUAACCAGUCAAAAAUUGGUGAUCCCACAACAACUAGAGUUAACAGGUGUAAACGAAGAAAUACUAAUGGACAACAUAGAUAUUUUCAAAAAGAACGGUUUUACAUUUGAAGUAAAUAAGGAGGCAUUGCCAACGAAACGUGUAAAACUUUUGACUAUACCAAUGUCGAAAAAUUGGUUAUUUGGAAAGGAAGAUAUCGAAGAAAUGCUCUUUAUGUUAAGGGAAGCUCCGACCGAACAUUGCAGGCCGAGUAGAGUAAGAGCAAUGUUCGCAUCGAGAGCUUGCAGAAAGUCUGUCAUGAUUGGCACAGCUUUGAAAAAAUCCGACAUGAGAACGCUGGUCGACCAUAUGGCAGAAAUUGAUAAGCCGUGGAACUGUCCACAUGGACGCCCCACCAUAAGGCAUUUGGUCAACUUAGCUAUGGUCCAAACUGAGUACAGCAGUGGAUAUAAAUUUUGAGAACUUCAGUUUUAUUUUAGUAUUAUUUCUAUCAAAAAUCAUGGAAGAUCGUUUUGAUAAAGAAUUUUUUUUAAGAAAUAAAGACUUAAAUUUUGUAUGAUUUAUUUAAACA
Molecule: messenger RNA, 2821 nt
Organism: Bombyx mandarina (wild silkworm)
Lineage: Eukaryota; Metazoa; Arthropoda; Insecta; Lepidoptera; Bombycidae
Gene: Pms2
Product: mismatch repair endonuclease PMS2
Biological process (GO): mismatch repair
Cellular component (GO): MutLalpha complex
Molecular function (GO): mismatched DNA binding; ATP binding; ATP hydrolysis activity
Source: RefSeq, a predicted model, not a curated record